UCAAAUUCUUGACCCAUUUUUGCCGCAAGCAUCAUGUUUAGGCCGAAUGUUGGGCGUCGCGCGCGCAUGGGCCCCAACGCCGGGCGCAACGGCCAGGGCAUCGCGCUGAUGCUCAUGCUCAUGCAGCAGAUCCAGCAGUUAGAGCGCAAGCCACCGGUCACGCUUGGGCUCAUGGGUACACAGCAAUUCCUUAUCCGUUUGCAUCGUCAAAAUAACAAAUCCGGGUGCUUCUGGCAGCUUUAAUGUAUGGACUCCACUUCCAGAAGCAGCAAACACCGGAAAUCUUCGCCCCAUACUCACUAUGCCCCGACCGAGUUAUUGGCCAUUGGGACUUGACACGCAUUGUGGUGUCGGGCCUCAUCCACGUGGACGACUGGCACUUGUACCAUAACAUGAUUUCGUUUUUGUGGAAAGGAUACAACCUCGAGUACAAGAUGGGCAGUGUGCGCUUCCUACUGACAGUGGGGUGUUUGCUCGUUCUGUGUCAUGUACUCGUAGUCAUAGUGGCAGUCGUACUUGCAACGGGGUUCCAAAUGCCGGGACCGUUGUAUCAAUGCAGUGUGGGUUUCUCGGGGGUACUCUUUGCUCUAAAGGUGCUCUUGAAUCAUAACUCGCCAACAUUUUCGUCUGUGUACGGCUUUCGAGUGCCCACGAAAUAUGCAGCAUGGCUAGAGUUAGUAGUGAUUCACUUCCUGGUGCCGCGAAGUUCGUUCAUGGGCCACAUGUGUGGUAUUCUAGCUGGUUACAUUUACGUAUAUUCUUCAGCGAUGCAGUCGAUUUUAUCAUCUGGAGCUGGUGCACUUAGUCGAUGGAUUGGAGCAAUUGUAGGACCCAUCAACAAUCGCGACAAUACUACUUCUCCACGUCCUUCGAGGACGCCAACUUCCUCUUUUGAGACAGACGAAGACCUAGCGCGACGUCUUCAAGAAGAAGAAUACCGAGCUAAUCGACCUCCACAAUCAUACCCAGAACAAUCUGUACCUGAGCACAUCAGCUCAAGCGAACUUCGACGCCGGCGUUUAGCUCGAUUUGGGAACGGGUACUAGGAAAUCAAUUAACUAAAUCCAAUUCCGCAGAGAUGUUGAAGGUGUUCUAGUUAUUGUUUUUGAUGAAAGCCGUAAUUAAAGAGUAAACUCUUUUACUAAGUAGCA
Messenger RNA from Phytophthora nicotianae INRA-310, 1151 nucleotides. RefSeq lists its product as hypothetical. The coding region runs from base 243 to 1046 and encodes 267 amino acids. Gene Ontology annotation, molecular function: serine-type endopeptidase activity. The transcript has 6 exons. The record is from RefSeq and is a predicted model, not a curated record. NCBI's taxonomy places the organism in Eukaryota, Oomycota, Peronosporomycetes, Peronosporales, Peronosporaceae. Gene Ontology annotation, cellular component: membrane.